GUGUGUUUGUUUUUUUUUCAUUCAGAGAGUUAUUUUAGGACGUUGUUUUCAGUACUGUGCUUUUGGAACAUUUCGUGGAGGGAUCAGCAGUACUUUUACAACCUGAUGCGCAAAAAUGAAUUGCGAAGCAGACAAAUCACGAGCUCUUUUGAACUUAAGUGGGAGAGAUCUUCCGAAACUUGCUGAUGUGAGCGUGAAGGAAGAUUUAAGGAAAUCGGAUGCAAAAAGGGGAAAAAAGCAUCCGAUCCUCUUGUUUGGUCUUGCUUUAAAUAAUGGUAAAUUCAUGGUUACAACUAACCGCUUAUCGAGAUACGUGUUGGGGGCGGCUGUCACUUCUGCAGCUGCUCCGGGGGGACCUGCUUCAGUGUUUUUGCCAAAUUGUGUACCGCAUGUACGGCUGAAUGGCGGCUGCAGAGUGCGCUUGCGCUUUAGUCUCCUGGACCAGCCUUCCUGCCAAAUACUUGUCCAGUUGCAGCGCUGGUGUGUCAGAUUCUGCUCAGGUGAAAAUCAUCCUACCACUCAUAACCGCGAAGAGGGGGAGAUGUGCGUAUAUCAGAGCCUGUUGUGGAACCCUGCCUGAACGUCUGACAAGGAUGCCUCUGUCUCUGGAGCCCAUCCUGAAGGUGGGGCCGCCUCCUGAUCUAGCCACCACUACUGAGCAGCUCCAGACGCUGUACUGCUGCUGGAGCAGGGGCUUCCGAACAUUUAGCAGAGUAAUAAAUGACCUUGAAAGCCCGUGCCUUGUGCUGUGUGUCCCCUGGACGAAGAGAGGUGAUGUCUUCGCUAUAGAGCAGCCCAACCACUUACGCCAGAAAUGAGCCACCUGCAGGAGGCGGAGCUGGGGGAGGAGCCUGGCAGCAGUGGGGCGGGGCUCAACGAGGCAGUUGAGGCUGAUCUCGAGUGUCCCGAAAUCGAGGAGGAGCAGCAUGUCACCACCCUGAACCCCCAGCGCCGCAGGCAGGACAGUUGUGCCACAGGUGACACCGGGAGACCUAGUCGAUUACGCCAGCAUCCUAGUAGCCACAACAAUGAGGAUGCCGGGGAACACCACCAACACCCACAGCAUCCUGCGGCAGGUCGAUACCGCAGGUACGAUGCCUCCACAGGUGGAAGCCGAGCUCGAGGACAGCGCAGGCCACAGGACGAUGCUGAAAUGGAGCAGCAGCACCGAACACAAGUUAUGUCCAGACCAGCAGUCACGCGGUAUCGUAGGCAGGCUGACACUGAGGCGCGGGCAAGAGCCCAGCAGCAGAGGCAGAGACGGCAGCAGCAGCAGAGAGAGGCCGAAGAAGCAGAGCUACAACAAUCUCUGCAGCCCCCACCUCUACCAGCCCAGGCUGCAGCCCAAUAUCAGGCCGAGGACGAAGACCCUGAGGAGGAUGAAGGAGGAUCGGCGCUGGCUCGGUCUGCUAGCACCGAGAGUGGCUUCCACAACCAUACGGACCGAGCCGAGGGUGAUGCUGUCAUGUCCUUAGAGGCUGAGGUGGAGGCCACGUCCGGAGGAGAGGCAGGGGAGGAUGAGAAUGCUUACGCAGUUCACUACCGGCCAGAGGCAGAGGAGUACACGGAGAGUGCAGAAGCCGAGCAGCAUGGGGUGGCCGUCCAGGCUCCACCUCAACCCCCUCCUCUCCCUCGCGACCCGCUGCCACACGUCCGGCAGUUGGACCAAGAUGGAGAGGCCAUGAACCCAGCUUACUCAGGCUACGUCUAUACCCACCGGCUCUUCCACGGCAGUGGCGAGGAGCAGGGCGAGGGAGGGCAGCCAGAAGAUGAGCCUUAUGCUGAGCCGUAUGCCGAUUAUGGGCUGCAGGAACACGUUUACGAGGAAAUCGGGGACACCCCACCCGCUGAAGGGGAGCAGCCCCAGCAUCGCAGGGCAGGCUUCCGUCUCUUUGACCAUGAUGACUACCGGCAGGAGGCCCUAGGCGCCCGGCUGCACCACUACGACGAGCGGUCUGACGGGGAAUCGGACAGCCCCGAGAAAGAGGCCGAAUUCGCCCCUUACCCGCGCAUGGACAGCUACGAUCAGGAGGAGGACAUCGACCAGAUUGUGGCCGAGGUCAAGCAGAGCAUGAGCUCCCAGAGCUUGGACCGUGCUGCUGCAGAGGACCGGCCUGAGUCUGACCAGAGCUCGCAGGAGCAGGGAGACCACGGGGAAGGGAGGCCUCCUGGAGAGGAAGGAGGCAGCCCCCCAAGACCUUCAGCCCACAGUCCUACUGGGGAGCAACCAAUACAGAGGCACAGCAAGGAAAAACGAGAUGCCAUCUCACUGGCUAUCAAAGACAUUAAGGAGGCCAUUGAAGAAGUGAAGACAAGGACCGUUCGGUCCCCUUAUACUCCUGAUGAGCCUAAAGAACCCAUCUGGGUGAUGAGGCAAGACAUUAGCCCGACCAGAGAUUGUGACCUCCAGAGGCCUCUAGGUUUAGAUUCUCCUGGAUCGAGUUCCACUUCCCCACAAGGCGCAGAGUCCUCCAGCCAACAGCACCUCCACGAUGGCAGCGACAACUCUGACUCCCCGGCCAGCAAAGAGUCAAGGAAAAGCUUGGCUUCCUUCCCAACUUAUGUUGAAGUUCCUGGGCCCUGCGACCCUGAAGACCUUAUUGAUGGCAUCAUAUUUGCAGCCAAUUACCUUGGGUCCACACAGCUGCUCUCAGACAAAACCCCCUCCAAGAACGUGCGCAUGAUGCAAGCCCAGGAGGCCGUCAGCAGAAUUAAGAUGGCCCAGAAAUUAGCCAAAAGCAGGAAGAAGGCACCAGAAGGCGAGUCCCAACCCAUGACUGAAGUGGACCUCUUCAUUUCCACUCAGAGAAUCAAAGUGCUGAACGCAGACUCACAGGAGACGAUGAUGGACCACCCGCUGCGGACCAUCUCGUACAUCGCGGACAUCGGGAACAUUGUGGUGCUCAUGGCGCGGCGGAGGAUGCCUCGCUCCAACUCCCAGGAGAACGUGGAGGCCUCCCACCCGGCGCAGGACGAGAAGAGGCAGUACAAGAUGAUCUGCCACGUCUUCGAGUCCGAGGACGCCCAGCUCAUCGCACAGUCCAUUGGACAGGCAUUCAGCGUGGCCUACCAGGAGUUUCUUCGAGCCAAUGGGAUUAACCCCGAGGACCUGAGCCAAAAGGAGUACAGCGACCUUCUCAACACGCAGGAUAUGUACAACGAUGACCUCAUCCACUUCUCCAAAUCGGAAAACUGCAAAGACGUCUACAUCGAGAAGCAGAAAGGGGAGAUUCUGGGAGUGGUGAUCGUGGAGUCAGGCUGGGGAUCCAUCCUGCCCACGGUCAUCAUUGCCAACAUGAUGCACAGUGGCCCAGCUGAGAAGUCUGGGAGACUGAACAUCGGGGACCAGAUCAUGUCCAUCAACGGCACCAGCCUGGUGGGCCUGCCCCUCUCCACUUGUCAGAGCAUCAUAAAGGGUUUAAAAAAUCAAUCACGGAUAAAGCUGAACAUUGUGAGAUGUCCGCCUGUGACAACAGUCCUCAUCAGAAGACCGGACCUCAGAUAUCAGCUGGGCUUUAGUGUUCAGAACGGAAUUAUCUGUAGCCUUAUGAGAGGAGGAAUAGCGGAGCGUGGGGGUGUUCGAGUUGGUCACCGAAUCAUAGAGAUCAACGGACAGAGUGUUGUGGCGACGCCGCAUGAGAAAAUAGUCCACAUCUUGUCCAAUGCUGUUGGAGAGAUACACAUGAAGACAAUGCCCGCUGCCAUGUAUAGACUACUGACUGCCCAGGAACAGCCGGUUUACAUCUGAGGCUGACAUGCCGAGGGCCUUCCUCAUUGUGGAGGGCUACUCUUUGCACUUGUGGUUGUGUGUAUAGUGCUGCAUUUCUGUGUCUGCUGAAACAUUUCCCAACGUGUUUUUGUGUGCGUGUCAUUUUCGUGAGAUUUAAGGCAUCCUUCAUCACCAGCGCAUUUUGGUGUGAAACCCAUCCAGCGAGAUGAAAUACCUAUUGCAAGUUUGAUUUUUUUUUUUCAGCAAGCUGAAGCCUUGCACUUCUCUAAAACCAGUUGCCGGCUUCUUCGUGGCAUCACAAUAGUAUUCACUUUAAGGAGGACAUCCAGUACAGAAAGAGCCGUACAAUAUUUACAGGUCUAAAAGUGUCACAAAAAGAACAAGGGAUUUCCUUUCCUUUUUCGUUUUUUAUUCUUCUAUAUAUUAAUUUUGUCAAUCAAAGAUCAUUCCAGAUUUAUUUUUUUUGUUUACACUGAAAGGGCAGCUCUUAUCACAAUGGACCAAGAUUAAUUUUAAACCUAAAGGCCCUAUGAAGGAGUCCUUUACUCAUUUGAUAAUUCUGCACUUUCCAAAACAAGUCUGUACUGUAAACAAUAAAUUGCUAAUAAUAGUAAUAUAAUGGCAGACAUCAAAAUAGUUCAGCCUUCCUCCAGUUACUAUUUGGGCUUUUCCUAAACAUUUUGCCCAAAUAGGAAACAAUCUUAAGACUUUCUUGUACAAACUCAACAAAUUAAUGUACGAUGCAGAUAAAUGCCUAUAAAUACACAGGGAUAAAACUGUGCCAGUUCUUAAGUUUGCAAUUUCAAUGUUUUACUGAUAGGGUUUAUGGAGAACUGCUGAUACAGCUCGAUGAAGAAAGCAAUGUCCAGUUGUUUCAGUAAAUAAACCUUAGGAAAACUUGGAUAUUAAGCCACUGAAAGAACUAUUUAGCAUGCAGGUAUAUCUGGGACACAUCUGGGUUAGAGUGAGAUAUUAACUUCAUAAAACACAAUAAUGAACACUGUUUUACAAACUCCAGUGUGUUAUACUCUACUGACCAUAUUGACCAACUGAUAUACAAUUUUAAAUUUAAUUUGAAACAUGAAGUGCAAUAACCUUUUAAACAAAUGGAAAUAAGCUAAAUCUCAGUUUAAUUCUCAAUUCAAAUAUGACUGGCCAAUUUUUUUCUUCAGGGCAGAUCACAAGAUUUUCUACAUUUUUACACUUGGAAAAACAAUGAAGAUGAAGAAGCAGCUGUGAUAUUUCUACAUCUUGGAAGUGUUUGCCCACUGAAAUGUGAAAGAAAGCUGUGAAUCGUGAAAGGACUGCAUUUACCAUUACAAGUCCUUCACAUAGUUAAAAAGCAACCUAAUAUAGUUGAAGGUGUAAUACUAAAGUGUCAUUAACGGAAUAUAAUAAUGAUUCAUUUCUCUCAUUCUGGAAAACUUUAAUUUCAGAAUGUUGUUGGCAUUAUUUUGUCAUUUUCGGAAAUGACAUCACUGCAGGGUCUCUGAUAUUUUAAAAUAAUUGUUUUUUUUUAGUUUUAAUUCAAUAUGCAGAAUAAUUUUGUGUUUUUACAUCAGAAUGUUGCUUGUAGGGCUGUUAUUUCUCAAGUUCAUAACAGAUUGAAUUCAUUUUGCAAAUGUUUGCAGUCCGUUCUGAUGGCACAAUAUUUAAUUUCUAGACCAUUCCUAUUUAAAUCACUGCAUAACAGUAUUAUUUUUUAAAAUCUUAAUGACAUUUGUUUCUCAGUAGCAUUAGCAUUUUUGACUUGAAGGAGCUAAAAUGGGAGAUGAUUUUUAGGAGAAACCCCUUGGGUAGUUCAGUCCAGGUUAAGAGCUCAAGAGCAAAUUUAAUUUAGAAUGUAGUUUAUUUUCACUUUGCUUCACUACAGGGUUGUCCAGUCCUGAGCCUGGAGGGCCAGUAUGACUGUGUUGUAGGUCUCUUUGAAGCAGCAGCAGCAGCAUCUGAAAAGCUGGGAGAAUAAGUUACUGUAAAUGACACUAGUUAAGCCAGUAACCAGUUGGUUUAGCUCUUUAAGAGCUGAAUUCGAACGGAAAAUCCAAAGACACUCCAGGACCAAGAUUGGACACCCCUGCUUGAUAAGAACUAUGCAAUGGCGCUUAGUAUUUUUUGCAUAUUACACAUGGAAAUGUACACUUCUUUUGUGAACUUUUUUAAACUAGACAGCAGUUGGCUCAGAAACAUAAGGUACUUAGAAGAAGGAAAAGGCUGCACAGUAGUCCAUGUGUGGCACUACAGGCUGUGCAGAGAAUUCAAGGCUGAUUAAUAUUUACAUUCUUUAGAUUAGCUGGUCAUGAGACCUACCCACCUUUUUCCGGCUCUCUGUGCUUAUUUGUUUUGUACGUACGUUAAUGUACCAGUCCUGCUAUCAGCAUAGACUGAAACUGAUUUAAGAAUAAGUGCUCCUGAUUAAUGUUUACAGUGGUGGCAUUUGCACCUCAGAAUAUAUCCGAGAGUGACACCGUGGGCAGAGGUGUACUUAAAACUCUUUAAUCGGACAGUUCCAACUCUUCUGCUGCACCAAGUGUUUAUGAAGUACUUUAUUCCUUGAUAGUUUUUUUAUGUUGAUUUUACUAUAUAGAUUCAUAUCGGCCUUAUGUUUUUUUUUUAAUUAAAAAAAUUGUGGCAACUAUAUUUGUUCAGCAUGGCAUAUGAACUCCUCAUCAUGCUUACCUCUCAUGCUUAACAGUUUCGCUGAAGUGCAAGUAUGACCACUUCACAUGAACCAAAGCCAGCACAGGAGUAGAGUGCUGGUUAGCCGAUGCACUUGUAUGGCUCCGUUACAUAUAAAGUCCAGACUGGCUUUUCAGUCAUUAGAGGCAGUGACAGACCUCAACAAGUCUGAUGUGCAUUGAUUAAAUGGGUUGUGUUUAUUUAAUAAUAGAAGGCGAUUGUGUGAAAUUAAUGUAUAUAUUUAGCGCAAUGCUAGAAUAUACAGUUAUACCAUUGUUCAGUAACGGGGGUGCAAUAGGGAAUUCUGUAAAGCUUUGGGAAAGUAGAGUAUUGUAAUGUAACAAAGUUGUCCCUUGUAAAACAAAUACGGUGAUGGCUGUCAGUUUGGCAACUCUAGUGUUAAUAAUGCACUUCUGAAUGUAAUUAACUUUGUCAACGUCUAAAAACACUUUCUGUAAAGCAACAGCAAUGUUUAUUUAUUUGCUAGCUUUUCUGUGAUGUUACAAUUACUGAGCUACAUUCCUUUACCAGAGCAAGAAUGUUUGUAACAUUAUUUACAACAAUAAACAACUCGCAGAAGGA
Messenger RNA from Lepisosteus oculatus (spotted gar), 6988 nucleotides. It is a transcript of the gene apba1a, whose product is annotated as amyloid beta (A4) precursor protein-binding, family A, member 1a. Gene Ontology annotation, biological process: chemical synaptic transmission. Gene Ontology annotation, molecular function: protein binding; amyloid-beta binding. The record is from RefSeq and is a predicted model, not a curated record. NCBI's taxonomy places the organism in Eukaryota, Metazoa, Chordata, Actinopteri, Semionotiformes, Lepisosteidae. Gene Ontology annotation, cellular component: plasma membrane; dendritic spine; cytoplasm.